UUGAUUUUGGACUUGUCAUACGGUAUUAAGAUUGAAUGUGAGUUGGUUUUUUAAUUUUAAUUGUAUAACGAAAAGUGGAAAUUUUAGACAAGUGAACAAGCAACAAGUGCAAAUUAUAAAAUCAAUUUGAAAUUGAUAAAGAACAACAACCGUUUAAUGUUAAUAUUGUCGGUUUGUUAUAUCGACACAUUUUCGGCAAAUUGAACGUGUAAAGAGAUGAUAAAAGUGUCGUGCUUUGUAAGACAUUGACAAAUAUUUGUUUUUUUUUUUAAUUUCAAUUAAAAGUGAUUGAAAAUUUAGUCAAAAAAGUUGUGUAUCGUAAAAAAAAGCCCGCAAACGAAACACGUUCAUAUAAAAACAAAAUAAGUAAGCAGUUUAUUCAAUGAAAUAUACCGAAUAAUUAGUAUCGGUUUGGCGUUAACGUGCGUGUAAAUGUAUGUGUGUGUGGGAUACAGUGAAAAAGAAGAGAAAAAAAACCAAGCGCAAACAUAACCUCAACCGACAACUGAAACACUUCAAUCGAAUCGUACACAUUUCACACGAACGUAAAUGAAACGUCAAAAGAAGUCGAAGCCGAAAAUUAAUCAAAUUUUUAUUCAUUUUUUGUUGCUGCAUUCGAAUUUCUGUUCAUAUUCAAAUAAAUUCGAUAAAUAUUUUUCAAGUGAUUCAAAGUGUGUCGUUAAAAUUGCAAUAAAUUUAUUAUUCCGGCAAUAAAAAAUCGAGAUUGUGAAUUCGAUGGGUACACAUGAAAAUCUAUCUCUCUCUAAUUUACACUAAAUAAUCAUUUUGAUUGAAUUGUACAUUUGAAACAACGAGCAUUUAUAUUUUUAUUCAAUCGAAAUUGUCAAUAAUAAUUAGAAUUUUUUUUUCUAUUGCAAAUGUAAACACAAGUUUGUGCCGCAAUCAUUUUAACAGCGACAAUUUUAAUAAACAAAUUUUUGACAAUUCGCCGGAAUACACAUUCGAAUUGCAUAUAAAUCAACAUACAUACAGUGUUCAAUUGAAUGUUCAUUCAACGGCAUGUCAUCGUUUAGAGGGAAACCUGUAGCACAAUCGAGCAUUCCAUAUAUGUCGUCGGCAACAAUGCUACCACCACCGAAUGCAUCAACGUUGCCGUCAAUGAAUCAACCGCCACCAUCACAUGCGAAUGCAUACCGAUCGGGACCUCAGCUAUAUGCUCGACCAACACCAUUGGAAACAACGACAACAAAUGCAACACAGCAACCGUACAAUACAUUGCCGAACACAAUACCGUCGGCAACCUCAGGGUCAACGGCAGCUGGUGGUGUGACUGGGACCACUGAAACCGCCGGUCCCGUUAUCACGGUUUUUGUUGGUAAUAUUAGCGAACGUGCACCUGAACACAUGAUUAAAAAGAUAUUGGCAACGGUUGGUGCGGUUAUCAAUUGGAAACGUGUCUCAACAUUUGGCUUCUGCGAAUAUGACGGUCCAACGGCUGGAUUACGUGCGGUGCGUAUAUUGCAUGACUUAGAUGUGGCCGGUAAAAAAUUGGUUGCCAAAGUUGAUGCAAAAAAUAAACUACUUUUGGAUAAUUACAAAGAGGAAGAAGGUGCUAGAAAUAUUGGCAAUGAAGAUGCUAGUGAAGCCCAUGAAAAGAAAGAAGAUGCCGAUGUUUUUGAAGCAAUAAAACAAAUUCUGUCCGAUCAUCGUUCGGAAAUAGAAAAUUAUGAAGCAAUUCAAGAGCAAAAAUCCAAUAAAAUGUUACAAAGCGCAAGUAUCGAAGAGGAUAAACGUGAUUUAAUCAAUAGGGAAAUUGGUAAAUUUCGAAAAACAGCCGAAGCUGAUGAACAGAAGAAGGAAAAGGAAAAAGAUCGACGAAAACGUGAAGAAAAGGAACGAGAUAGAGAUCGAGAUCGUGCCAGAGGUUCAUUGUCACCGCGCAAAGAUAAAGAUAAAAAAGCAUCACGGCGUCGAAGCAGGUCUAGAGAACGUUCAAAGGAACGUGAACGUGAGAAAGAGCGCGAAAGAGAGCGUGAAAGAGAACGAGAGAGAGAACGUGAAAGAGAGCGUGAAAGAGAACGUGAGAGAGAACGUGAACGGGAAAGAGAAAGAGAACGAAUUGAACGUGAAAGAGAACGCGAAGAAAAGGUUCAGAAGGCUCCACGUGAUUUACAACGCGAAAAAGAAAUGGAAGAAGAGUUGCGCGAACGAAAGAAGGCGGAGAAAAAAGCCCGCGAAAAAGAGGCAGCUUAUCAAGAGCGAUUGCGAAAUUGGGAGAUUCGUGAACGACGUCGGGCCAAGGAAUAUGAACGAGAAAAAGAGAAAGAACUUGAGAAAGAGGAAGAAAGAGAAAAAGAAGCAAAAAGAUUGAAGGAAUUCCUUGAAGACUAUGAAGAUGAACGAGAUGAUCCAAAAUAUUACAAAGGGCAGGAAUUAAAACGGCGUCUGUACGAACGUGUUAAGGAAGCAGAACAAGACACUAAAGACAGAAAUAAAGAGCAAGAAGAAUUAGAAGAAUUGAAAAAUAAAAUAUUCAGUGGUGAAUACGAUAAUCCAACGCAAGAAUUUGAACGUUUAAAGAAACAACGCGAAGAAUUGUACAAACCGAAAUUAUUAAUUGAUGUAAAUUUGGAGCAAUCACAGCAACGUGAACGAGAAAUUCAGCGCGAACGUGAACGUGAUGCUGAACGACAAAGUCUCAAGGAUCGCGAACGUGCACAAAAAGAGCGAUAUGUUAUGGCACAGGCAUCAAGAGAGCUUGCAUCGCUCAAUGCCGAACCAAUUGACUCAACCGACUCGAGCAACGAUGAUAAUUCACCGCUAAAUAACAAUAGUCGAGGCUCUGAAUCUAGGGACACGCAUUUCAAUUCAAAUAGCAAUGGCAUGCCAAAUGAUGAAGAUUCACGAUCUUCAAUGCGGUCCAUCAAAUCGUUAAAUAGUCCGGCAAGUAUUGAAACACCACCAUUGAUUGCGCCAGCCAUUAGUUUAAAUUUGAAUGCAAAUGCAAAGAAAAAGCGAUUAGAAGUCAAGGAUAUUUUUAAUAAUGAUGAAGAUAACGAAGAUAUUAACGGACCAAAACGACGAAAGUUAGUUCCAUUAGAUUAUGAGGACAAUAUAAAUUCAAAAGGGCAAAAAUCAUCAAGUAGUAAUACAAAUUCGGAUGGUGGUGGUGCUGGUCAAGCCGCAACUGCAUCAGCAACAAACAAUAAUUCAUCGUCUAAACGAAAAGAUGGUCGUAACGAUGAGAAUAGCAAUCGAAAGGAAGAAAAUGUACGAAGCCAAGAGGAGAAACGACGACACAUUAAAAGUAUUAUCGAUAAAAUUCCAACCGGCAAAUCGGAUUUGUUCAAUUACAAAUUGGAUUGGAAUGAAAUUGAUAACACGCUGAUGGAAAAAAAAAUUCGACCGUGGAUCAAUAAAAAGAUCAUCGAAUAUAUCGGCGAACCAGAGCCAACGCUAGUCGAUUUCAUUUGCUCAAAAGUGUUAGCCGGCAGCACACCACAGGGUAUACUAGACGAUGUUCAAAUGGUAUUGGACGAAGAAGCUGAAGUAUUUGUGGUAAAAAUGUGGCGACUUCUAAUUUAUGAAGUCGAAGCGAAAAAAGAUGGCUUAGGAAAAUAAAUAAAUAAUUUCCACAUUUCGGUCCGAUGCAAAACAAACACAUAUUUCAUCAAAUAAAUACAAAUAAUUCUUUUCGCAUAAGUUUACUACAUAUUAGAGCUAUGUAAUGUUUCUUUUUGGUAAUUAUUCGUAAUAAAGCUAAAUCUGAAGAAGAAAACGAAGAUUAUAAGAA
Messenger RNA from Contarinia nasturtii (swede midge), 3754 nucleotides. RefSeq names its product RNA-binding protein 25. The transcript has 12 exons. Lineage: Eukaryota; Metazoa; Arthropoda; Insecta; Diptera; Cecidomyiidae. Gene Ontology annotation, cellular component: spliceosomal complex. The record is from RefSeq and is a predicted model, not a curated record. Gene Ontology annotation, biological process: regulation of alternative mRNA splicing, via spliceosome; mRNA processing. Gene Ontology annotation, molecular function: mRNA binding. The coding region runs from base 1021 to 3582 and encodes 853 amino acids.